CAUUUUUCUUAUUCUAUUGGCAACUAUGUAAAAGUCGAACGCGCACGGGGUUCUUCCUUCUGUAACUGAAGUCUUUUCACUCGCGGCUUUCCGGCGAACGCCGCACCGAAAAUGCCGCCCAAGCAGGACAGCAAGAAAAAGACCGACACCAAAGGCACUGCCAAGAAGAAGGAGGGAUCCUCUUCUGGAGGCAAGGCCAAGAAGAAGAAGUGGUCCAAGGGAAAAGUGCGUGACAAGUUGAACAACCUGGUGCUGUUCGACAAGGCCACGUAUGACAAGCUCCUGAAGGAGGUGCCCAGCUACAAGCUCAUCACACCCUCGGUGGUCUCUGAGAGGCUUAAGGUGCGCGGCUCCCUGGCCCGCAAGGCACUCGACGAGCUGCUUCAGAAAGGCCUGAUCAAGCUGGUUGUAAAGCACCACAGCCAGGUGAUCUACACGAGGACAACAAAAGCUGAAGAUGCGUGAGGGUUGAAUAAAUGGGCCUAGACUUGUCA
Molecule: messenger RNA, 494 nt
Organism: Ixodes scapularis (black-legged tick)
Lineage: Eukaryota; Metazoa; Arthropoda; Arachnida; Ixodida; Ixodidae
Gene: RpS25
Product: 40S ribosomal protein S25
Exons: 4
Coding region: 112-465 (117 amino acids)
Cellular component (GO): cytosolic small ribosomal subunit
Molecular function (GO): structural constituent of ribosome
Source: RefSeq, a predicted model, not a curated record